Messenger RNA from Platichthys flesus (European flounder), 3126 nucleotides. It is a transcript of the gene tcp11l2, whose product is annotated as t-complex 11, testis-specific-like 2. The transcript has 10 exons. Lineage: Eukaryota; Metazoa; Chordata; Actinopteri; Pleuronectiformes; Pleuronectidae. Gene Ontology annotation, biological process: signal transduction. The record is from RefSeq and is a predicted model, not a curated record. Bases 146 to 1717 code for a protein of 523 amino acids.
CUCGCCUGUUUGUCCACCGACCCAGCUGGGACUCGACGGAUCUUUAAAGCACAGAACGGAAAAGCUCGAAUCCUUCCGUCAGACCUCAGUCAAUUCUAGCCUCGGUCUUCUUUUUUCGGACAUUUCGAAUGAGCUAUAACCCAAGAUGCCUCUAAAUGAUGAGCGACCCACCUCCACAUCCAGCGGUGAGGACCAAGGCAGUGAUGUGGAGUCAUCGUCAGAACGCUGCGACAGCAUGACGUCUACCGGCUACCUGGACUGCUCCCGUGAAAGCUUCACCAGCGACAGCUCCAGCAAGCAUAGCACGCCGUCCUCGAGUCCACCCAAAACCUUAACCAUGGAUGAAGUCAUGGAGUCUGUCAGUGACCUGUCCAAACUCAGCCUCGCCCAUGAGAUCACCGUGAACCGGGACUUCCAUCUAGAGCCAGUCAGUCUACCUCAGGACAGUUUAUGGAAAAUGGUUUCAGACAAUGUCCACAAAGCUUUCUGGGACAUCCUGGCGGCAGAGCUGAACGAUGACCCGCCUGAGUAUGGCCAAGCUAUCAAACUGUUGGAGGAGAUCCGAGAGAUCUUACUGUCUUUCCUCAACCCGGGUGCCAAUCGAAUGAGGACUCAGAUCAUGGAGGUUCUGGACAUAGACAUGAUUCGUAAGCAGGCUGACAACAAUGCUGUGGACAUCCAGGGCCUUGCCUCCUACAUUAUGACCACCAUGGGCAAGAUGUGUGCUCCGGUCAGGGAUGAGGAGAUUAAGAAUCUGCGUGAAAGCACAGAUAACGUUGUGACAUUGUUCAGGCAAAUUUUCCGUGUACUGGACUUGAUGAAGGCGGAUAUGGUCAACUUUAGAAUUGAUAAUCUGCGACCUGUGCUGCAGAGACAGAGUGUUGAAUAUGAGAGGGCGAUGUUCCAGAGCAUCCUGGAAAAAACACCCAAUGCUCUGGACCACACCACCUCCUGGAUUAAGUCCGUAGUGGAGGAGCUGCAGUCUGCCACAGAGCAGAGUCGGGGGAAAGAGCGAUCUGUGCCGGGGCCUUUCCAUAUCCUCAAUGCUGCCUUCCUCCAUAUCCUCAUAUGGGACUACAGUAAAAGUCCACUGCCUGAGACGUGGAUAACAGAUGAAGUACGUUUGCGAGAGAUUCAAUGGAAGCUCCAGCAGUGUCAGGCGGUGAACGAGGUGCUGCUCAUUGUGUACAGCACAAUCGGGGGACCUAUCCAGAGUUUACCCACCCUGUCCGACCGCCUGAAGAGGAUGACCAGUGUGCUGCUGGAUGGCAUGCACAGGCCGGGCUUUAACCUAAAAGAGGCACUAGAGAGCGUCAGUGCUCAGAUCUGCUGUGAGCUCAACAAGUCUCUUUCCGAGAGGAACUACCCUGCGCUGACCCCGGCGUUGCAGGCCACUGUAAAAGGCCAGAUCUGCAGCAUCACGCAGAAGGACAAUCCCAUCCGAACUCUAGUUGAGGAUCGUGUGCAGCAGUACUUUAUGAUGCUCAUCUGCAGUCCUAAACCACAAGCCAAACUUGAACAGGUGCCAGCUGGCUUGACUUCCAUAAAGCCAGAACUCGCAAUGAUGGGAGCGAAGUUCAUCACCCUGGUCAACUAUAACAAGAGUGUCUAUGGACCGUUCUACGCGGAUAUCAUCAGGAAGGUGAUGUUCAGGAGCAGCCCACCAGCAGCCGACUCUCCUCAGAGCACGGCUCAGGACGCCGUCGCCUCAGAUUAAAACAAACAUUGGCUCAAGGAGUUUUGUAGCUACUUGAUAUAGCUGAAGCUAAGGAGGUGCCACAGCUGCACAGUACUACUGCUUUGCUCAGCCGGUCUUCUCCAAUAGUUGGAGUUACCUUCAGUGUAUUACAAAUGUAGUAUUUAUCGCUACAUUGAGCAGUGAAGGCACUGCAGUGUAGGCUCCAUUAGGUCAACAUUUAAUGUGGACCUACAUCCUUUGUGAUCAAUGUUCUAACAUAGGCUUUCCUAUGAGCAUCCACAGCUUAUACCAGACAAUGAUUUAUAUCUGAGCCAGAGAGACCCUGCAUUGUUAGUUUGUCAGUAGACCAUAAACUGUAUAUAAAGAUGGACGAAAUGGCAGCCCCAGACAAAGUAACUACAGUAUAAGUCAUCAACCCUCCCCCCUCCAUGUUAGCAGAUGUGACAUUGACCAAAUUAAAAAGUCUACAUACACGACAAGUUUCUUAGGAUCAAUUUUUCUCUAUUUGGUUCUGGGAAAACAGGCUGAUAUUUAAAGAUGUCGGCUAUGACUGACUCAUGAUUGUUCGAGCAUGUGCAGCAGCGUACUCAAAAUAAUGUCAUUUGUGCAAAAUGGCAGCGUUCGUAUCUGCAGUAUUUUGGUUUCAUAUCUGGUUGGUGAAAGGAUUUGGAGACGUGUCGUCCAUCUUUAUUUACAGUCUAUGCCAUCGUUGAUUUCCUGCUUUGUCAGAGGGAGAAAAGGGCAAAACCUUUGUAUGUCUGAGACACACAAUAAGCUUUAUGCAGCAAAGAUGAAUACAAUUCAAGCAUAUAUAUAUAUAUAUUUAUGGGUAUAUAUCUUAAAAAUUAGCAGAGUAGCGUUUACCUAUUGUAAACUAUGACCGCCAUUAAACGUACCGAUGCAAAUCCUGAAGUAGCCCUUUUUCCAUUGAAUUACAUUUUGAUCGUUCUCCCUUUUUCUUUUUUAACCAGCCACAGAACUAAAUAUUUCUCUGUUGUUGUAAUCCACUGAUAUUAUGCUACAUAAAUAAUUUAGAUCUAGAAAUGGAUAUUUGACUUUUUAAAUAAGCAAUUGUCUGCAUGAGUAGCCUUUUGUUUUGAUUUUGUCAUUUCAGUUUUUGCUUGCCAGUGUUUGUCAAAUGCUUUUCAGUUCUACUCUUUUACUUGCAUUCGAAUGGUGGAAUACAUGUUAUAUUGAUGUAGUUGCAAUUAUUGUUACUUUCUGAGGUACCGUCGUUUUUACAGUAUUGUUAUGUUGGCUGUUGAGGCUGAAUUUGUUUUGAAAGGUGCUGAACUCAAAGUGAUUUUGUGUCCGAAAUUUCCUGCAGACCCAAAUAUGCACAAAGAAAAAAGCAAUUAUGUGCUUGGUAAGUUGUUGUACUUUUCCUCUGUAUCACAGUUAAUAUAAUAAAAAAAGAGACAUUUGAA